GUGUUUGAAGCCUUUCAAACAUUUGUGGAAAAUCGACUUCCGUUUGAUGUUGUUAUUGAUGGACUCAAUGUUUCCCACAUAAAACCCAGAAAGAUGCACUGUGAAAAUCUAUUUGAUGCUAUCAACUGCCUGGCAAAAGGAAAUGCCCGGUUGCUUGUGCUGGGCCGCAAACAUAUGCUGAUUAACUCUUCAAACUGGAAAAGAGAGAUUAUGAAGGAGAUGCAGAAUAAGGCACACUUCUUCUUUGCCGAAAAUAUCUCUGAAGAUGAUCCUUUCUUGUUAUAUGCUACUCUUCGAUCAGGCAAGCAUUGCAAGUUUGUUACUAGAGACUUCCUGCGGGAUCACAAGGCUUGUCUUUCCGACAGUCAGACACGUCAUCUGUUCCGUAAGUGGCAGCGUGGACACCAAAUAGCGUUUUCUGUAGAAGGAAAGCAUAUAAAUUUUUUGCCUGCUUUCCGUUAUGAUUGUGUGGUACAGACUACAGGUGAUACGUGGCAUAUCCCCUAUAAAGACACUUUUGAGGAAAAAUAUUCAUAUGAAGCACCAAGAAAAUGGCUCUGCAUUCAACAGAAAUUAAGAAGAAU
This is a messenger RNA of Tauraco erythrolophus (red-crested turaco), 584 nucleotides long. Lineage: Eukaryota; Metazoa; Chordata; Aves; Musophagiformes; Musophagidae. The record is from RefSeq and is a predicted model, not a curated record.